UGUGCAGAGCUGUCAAACCAGUAGCUAGUGUGGAGGUGUUCCGUAUUGGCUUUUAAAACUAGCUAGCUGGGUACUUUUGUGCGGACAAAUGUAAAUAGUGAGUUUGCCAAAGAUACCGCUUUCCGUACGUAACACACAGCAUUAGGCCAACAUUUGUUGUCCAGCAACGCUUAACGACGAAGUCCAGAGACGUCGUAACAGGCAUGGAGGCACAUAGCUCAGGGCUAAAUAGGAAGAGGAGAAGAGAGGGACCAAAUGGAGAAACAGAGAAUGACGAACGAGCCAGAAAAAUCCCGAGAAGGACCUCGGGCCUGAAAGAACCUGCCCCCUUUGCUGAUCAGUUAGAGGUUGUGACCACUCAAUACACUCGUGUGAGCUUAGACGAAGCGCGCCUUGGCACACCAGAGAAUCGUCCAGUGCGUGUAUAUGCUGAUGGGAUUUUUGACAUGUUCCACUCUGGACACGCCCGGGCCCUGAUGCAAGCCAAAUGUCUUUUCCCCAACACUCAUCUCAUUGUAGGCGUGUGCAGUGAUGACCUGACGCACAAGCUCAAGGGUUUCACCGUUAUGAAUGAGGACGAGCGCUAUGAUGCCGUGAGUCACUGUCGCUAUGUGGAUGAGGUGGUGAGGAAUGCGCCGUGGACGCUGACGCCAGAGUUCUUGGCCAAACAUAGAAUUGACUUUGUUGCCCAUGAUGACAUCCCAUAUGUUUCAGCGGAGAGUGAUGAUGUUUACAAGCACAUAAAGGAAGCAGGCAUGUUUGCACCCACGCAGAGGACAGAGGGCAUCUCAACGUCUGACAUAAUCACGCGCAUCGUCCGUGACUACGAUGUCUAUGUGCGACGCAACUUGCAGAGGGGCUACACUGCCAAAGAGCUUAAUGUUAGCUUCAUUAAUGAGAAGAAGUACCACCUGCAGGAGCGUGUGGAUAAGGUUAAGCAGAAGGUGCGCGAUGUGGAGGAGAAGAGCAAAGAGUUCGUGCAAAAGGUCGAGGAAAAGAGCAUCGACCUCAUCCAGAAGUGGGAGGAGAAGUCCCGCGAAUUCAUCGGCAACUUUCUUCAGAUGUUUGGGCCAGACGGGGCGCUGAAACACAUGCUGAAGGAGGGCAAAGGGCGGAUGCUGCAGGCAAUCAGCCCCAGGCACAGCCCGAGCAGCAGCCCCACGCGAGAGGAGCGCUCACCCUCGCCCGUCUUCCGCCUCCCCUUCUUCACCAAGACGUCUCCUCCCAGCUCGCCUCCACACUACAGCGACGCACACAGCAUCAGCGAGGAUGAGGACGAGUAGACGGCUCCGCUCUUUCCUUCUGUUUCUUCUUCUCAUGCGAUCGCGUUAAGCCGUUCGCUAGGAAUCGGGUGCCUGCACGCAGCUGUUGUCAAAUCAGUCUGGGUUUUGGGGUUGGUGGGGGUUUUUUCCGUUUAACCUCUAUCUGACAUUAUCCCACUUUAAAACUAUGAGGAAAUGGUGAGUCAGAGUGCUCAUCUGUGACACACCAUUGUGAGUAAAUUGAUCUAGUGUUGGAGUCUGGUAAGGAGUUCUGGUGUAUCCAAUACCCCUUGUGCUCUCUUUGACCAGAGUCGGCCUUAACGAUUGUGGGGAGAGGCAUAUGAGUGUUUAGGGUUUUUGUUUCUUGAAAAGUAUUUAUCAUUAUGCCUCAUCAGUACCUAAUAAUGUAUUAUGUAAAAGCACAUGUGUAUAAUGUUUAAUCAAUUAGUGCACAGACUUGUAAUACUAAAUCUACUACGGUCAAACUGCUGAAACCAGCACCAGAGCGCUAUGCACACUGUAUCACCUGUCAGGGUUAGGGCUACUCUCAUCACUCAUAGGCUUAUCCCCCCCCUCCCUCUUUGAGUCCUUCUUCGUCCAACAAAUUUCACGAUUGAAUAAGGCACACAAAUGCACACACACACACACACUCACACAUAUACUGUAUACUGUUUAUUUAACAAAGAGGCACUUAUGUAUAUUAGCACCAGGGAACCAAAAAAAAAACCUCAUUUACAUCUAUUGUCUAUCUGUCUGAUUGGAUUUUCUCAAGCCUUAUUUUAGACCGAUUCCAAGCUGGGGUGGGGGGAGUAGGACGGCAUUGGGCUUAGUUAGAACAGCCCCUUCCAGUUUUGACUAAUGGAAUGUAAUUCCUUUCUUACACUGUAAAGCACUGGAACGGCUGCCAUAGUGAAAACUGCAGAUAAUCAUUCCUCUGGGAAAAGGUCACGCUAAUCAUUCCACUGUGAGGGCAAAAGCCAUACUGUCUGUGUCCUUCUCCCUGCACUGUUAAAUACAUGUUUUUAGUACUUUGGACAGGAUCAAAUUGCUUAUUUUUAUGACUUGUUUUAUUAGUCAAACAUGUUCACUUAAUCAUCAGUAUCUAUCGAUCUAUUUUUAUUAUAAUUCUUUUUAAAUUUCCCAUCUGUGGUAAUAAAAGUGAGUUUCACAUUCUUUA
Molecule: messenger RNA, 2439 nt
Organism: Electrophorus electricus (electric eel)
Lineage: Eukaryota; Metazoa; Chordata; Actinopteri; Gymnotiformes; Gymnotidae
Gene: pcyt1ab
Product: phosphate cytidylyltransferase 1A, choline b
Biological process (GO): CDP-choline pathway
Cellular component (GO): endoplasmic reticulum
Molecular function (GO): phosphatidylcholine binding; choline-phosphate cytidylyltransferase activity
Source: RefSeq, a predicted model, not a curated record